UAGUUCGCCAUUAUCAUUUCUAAAACCCUAAUAAGAUUCGUCGGCAGCUCCGAUCGUGAUCUUUCCUAAACCCUAGCAUCGCCGGUGAUUAACAGCUGAGCUAAGGAAAUGAGUUUCAACAAAGUUCCCAAGAUUCCUGGAUCACCUGCUCUCUCUGCCCUUCUCAAGGUCAGCGUUAUUGGUGGGCUUGGUGUCUAUGCCCUUACUAACAGUCUCUACAAUGUUGAUGGAGGACACCGUGCUGUCAUGUUCAACCGAUUAACUGGUGUCAAGGAAAAGGUAUACCCGGAAGGCACACAUUUUAUGUUGCCAUGGUUUGAAAGGCCAAUCAUCUAUGACGUUCGUGCACGACCUUACCUUGUUGAGAGCACCACUGGGAGUCAUGACCUUCAGAUGGUGAAAAUUGGACUGAGGGUGCUCACACGUCCUAUGGGUGAUCGUUUGCCAAAGAUUUACCGAAGCCUUGGCGAGAAUUACAGUGAAAGGGUUCUUCCUUCCAUCAUCCAUGAAACCCUAAAAGCAGUGGUAGCUCAGUACAAUGCAAGCCAGCUCAUAACACAGAGAGAAGCUGUGAGCAGAGAGAUACGCAAGAUUCUGACAGAGCGAGCUUCCAACUUCGACAUUGCUCUUGAUGAUGUCUCCAUCACGACCCUCACGUUUGGCAAGGAGUUCACCGCAGCAAUCGAGGCAAAACAAGUCGCUGCUCAAGAAGCUGAACGGGCUAAGUUCAUUGUGGAGAAAGCCGAGCAAGACAGGAGAAGUGCGGUUAUCCGUGCCCAGGGAGAAGCUAAAAGUGCUCAGCUGAUCGGACAAGCAAUUGCAAACAAUCAGGCAUUCAUCACUCUGAGAAAGAUUGAAGCUGCAAGAGAGAUUGCUCAGACCAUUGCUCAAUCUGCAAACAAGGUUUACCUGAGCUCCAACGAUCUGUUGCUCAACCUCCAAGAGAUGAACUUGGAGCCUAUCGCUAAGAAGUAAAAGAGAAGGAAAGAGUAAGUUUUUCUUCAGUUUUUUUCUCUAAAAAAAAGUCUCCGCCUUGGACGUAAACAACCGGUUCGGUGAUUGACCAAAUGACCCCGUCUCUCUCUCUCUCUCGAUAGAUUUUGAAAAUAGUCUUUUAAGCGGACAUAUUGCAACUCGGUUUGGUUUGGCUUUGGUCAGUAUUAUUCAUCAUCAUGUUCAGUGAAACUUAUCGUUUGGAUA
Molecule: messenger RNA, 1200 nt
Organism: Camelina sativa (false flax)
Lineage: Eukaryota; Viridiplantae; Streptophyta; Magnoliopsida; Brassicales; Brassicaceae
Product: prohibitin-2, mitochondrial
Biological process (GO): mitochondrion organization
Cellular component (GO): membrane; mitochondrion
Source: RefSeq, a predicted model, not a curated record